ACGUAUGCAUAGCUGACCCUUCAUCUGAGCAUCAUUCUGCACUCGCUGGUGUUAAAAUAGUCUCUUCAGUCUUCAGAAAUAAUUCGAUUGUCGGAUAAAUAUAGAACAGCCGAGUCUUGGCAGCCAGAUCUUGGCGAACAUCUCUUUUUAUCUCAAGUUUCAACAACGUCCUCUACAGAUCUCACCACCAUCAUGUCUGACUAACCAGUCGUGGCUUGUCGAAGCGAUCUAUACCAGUACUGGCCAGUGACAUACUGUUCUCGGAAAUAGGCGCUAAAGUCUGGACCGAGACAGAAACUCCACCUAGAUUCAACAGAACUUUCCGUCACUGAUAAGCUUCGCUCGCCAUGGCUCCAGUCGGCAUCGUGGAUCGUUUCAAGAUGCUCUACAUGAAACAAACCUAUAUCACCCCGCCCAUUCUAUCAGCCAAUACUGCCGCCGUACUCUCGGUUCUUGCAACUUUGGGAUACGUGGUACCAUUCUACAUCUCCAAAACUACCCGCCCAUCUCCAUCCCUCAGUCGAGAUGCACCAUCCGUGAUUCGGAGUCGCGUGCGGGCCGUGACAAUGGCCUGUAUCGCCAGCACCAUCUUUGUUUUGUUUCUUAUUGCCCUGAAGGCGGACGAGAAUCCACUUUCGUUGGCCCUGAAACUUCUCGGCUGGUGGCCUAUCGGCAUUGUGGAGAUUGUUAAAAGUCUUCUCUUGACUGCUGUCUUGUUCAGUGGUCCUCUAUUUGAAAGAGGCGUUGCAGAGGAUGGGUGGAAAUCGUGGGUCCGGGGAGACGGUCUAUCAGAGACACUUCGGAGCUGGAUUGGCUUUCGUAACUAUGUUGCUGGCCCUAUCACGGAAGAAAUCAUCUUCCGCUCAGUCAUCAUUACUCUUCACUUACUAGCCAAAAUUUCCCCAGGACGCAUCGUCUUUGUGACCCCCUUAUAUUUCGGCAUCGCACAUAUACAUCACUUCUACGAAUUCCGACUUACGCACCCAGACACACCAGUCGCAGCCGUUCUAUUCCGCUCGAUGUUCCAGUUCGCAUACACAACCAUCUUCGGCUGGUUUGCCGCUUUUCUAUAUCUAAGAACAGGCUCCCUUCCAGCUGUUAUUCUUGUCCACAGCUUCUGUAACUGGUGCGGGUUGCCUCGAUUGUGGGGGCGUGUUGAAGCCGGUGUUCCCAUCGGACCGCCGCAGAUGCGAGCCAAGGAGGAUACUGAGGUUAGUCCGCUGCAAGUUGCGGGUAGUCAGUUGGGUGUUAGUUGGACGGUUGCGUAUUAUGCGCUUCUUGUGUCGGGCGCGGUUGAGUUUUAUUAUCUCUUGUGGCCUUUGACGGAGUCGAAGUUGGCGCUGGCUUCUUUUUAGAUGGUGUAUAUUACGCUGAUAUGGCUCUAUGUGAUAUAAUGUUGCAAUAACCGUGGAUAUGAAUGGUUGAUGGAAUUGUAUAUUGUAUGAUAUGAAGUCAAUGGUCUAAUGUAUAUGAUUUAAGAUC
Molecule: messenger RNA, 1482 nt
Organism: Talaromyces stipitatus ATCC 10500
Lineage: Eukaryota; Fungi; Ascomycota; Eurotiomycetes; Eurotiales; Trichocomaceae
Product: CaaX prenyl proteinase Rce1
Exons: 4
Coding region: 348-1355 (335 amino acids)
Biological process (GO): CAAX-box protein processing
Cellular component (GO): endoplasmic reticulum membrane
Molecular function (GO): metalloendopeptidase activity
Source: RefSeq, a predicted model, not a curated record